Molecule: messenger RNA, 1851 nt
Organism: Penicillium taxi
Lineage: Eukaryota; Fungi; Ascomycota; Eurotiomycetes; Eurotiales; Aspergillaceae
Exons: 2
Coding region: 1-1851 (616 amino acids)
Source: RefSeq, a predicted model, not a curated record
AUGAAGAGAACAUUCAACUUCCAGUUCAACAACUGGCCUAAGAUUCACCAGCCAUUGCCAAGGACACCACGAGAGUCUCAGCAACUUCUUAAUGCCCUGACAUCAUCGUUUCGUCGGCAGUUGGAUCACGCAUACCCAGCAUCUCACCCAUCGACGCAAGAUGGCGAGCCACAUGCCCUCAAUACCGACUCAUCAGUUCAUGCAACUGACCAGCACAUGCAUAAUAUCUUGGACAACCCUCUUUUCCGUAUAGUACCUCCGAAGACAAUCUCGCAAGAUCACCAUAAUCCCCGAAGCCUCGAAGAAUCGAAGCGUCUAGCCGAGAAUCCCAUGGUCGUAUUUGACGAGCUGGCUGCUUCAGGCUCAGUGACAUUAUGGUCUAUCAUCCAAUGUUUGAAGUCUCAACUUCUUUUGGCUGGACAUCCCGGUGGGAAUGGAGUGAACGAUGCUAUGAAGGCAUCUCGAGCUGCCUCUCGAGUUGCAGACUGGUUCUGGGCCUCUGAUAGCACAUCCAGGCUUAUGCUUCUGAAAUCAAGAACCGCAACAUCUGCAUUGACGAAGUUUAUGGUUACCGAGGGUCUUCAAAUCACUAUCAUGAACUGGCUCAACAUGAUCCAGACUCGAGACAUUGGUGGAACAAAUGGUCGUAUCACAGACAGAUUCGCCCAGAAGACAUUCAGCCACCUGCUUUUGUCAUUUAUGGAGGCUGAGAUCCAAUAUGGUGGCGGACUUAACACUGCAUUAAAAUACUAUGUGCGUGCUUGUAAUACACAUUAUAAUUUGAAGGUCGGCGUUAAAGGCGACAAAUCAAUGUUCCUGUCCGCCGGCGCCCACCUGAGUCGAGUGGCUUCGGAUCUGAAACCUUCUGCUGAGCAGGUAUCAGCGAACAUUUAUGACGAUUAUAUCAACGCCAUCUCUGGCAUGACGUCCCAUGAAUCUUUACUUUUUGCCUGCGUGUUACAAAGCCAUCCAACCCAUCCAGAUCCAAAACCUUUUAUACAACUUGCCGAACGUCUUUCACCACAAAAGGUUCGACCUUGGACAGAAGGCAAGCGAGAUGCAUUUUUGAGAAUUGGCAGUGAUGCACUUCGCCUUCUGAUUGAUCGGAAGAAGUUACAGGAGGCAAGUAACUUAGCACUGCGUAUGCAGACUUUACUUCCGGAGACAGCCGUUCAAACUGCAGAUGAAGAAUCCUCUGAUGUCGCUUCGCGCGAGGAGGAGCAAUUCUUUAACCGCCUAGACUUGACAAAGAUAACUCGCCAGAAUGCGGCUAAUACGCUCAAGCCUAGAAUUUCCGAGACUCAGGUUCUCAAGCGACGUAAUUUCCAUUCUUCUCUGCCAACUCCCGAAAAACUCCUCGCUCGCCCUGAUUUCUACCGCGAACGUCUCUUCCAAUGCACCUAUCGAACCCCUAAAGCCAAAACAGAGGAUGCACUUCUGCUUUCAAUUUACCUAUUCUACAAGCGCUUAGUCCUGAAUGACAACAUCGGCCUACGAAACGAAAUCGAAUAUCUUUGGUACGUGAAGUGGCCGGUUUGCUUCAUUCUUGACCUACAAGAUCUCUCAAAAUCUCGCUACGCGGUCCUUUCUGCCAUCCCUGUGUUGUUAGUUGAGUCAUUCAAUCAGCGCAUUCAGUUAGGUCUACCACGGAAAGCCGACGCUGUCAUCUCGCGCGAAGAACUAGCGCAAUAUCAGGAGGACAAAAUAUUCGAGUCGGUCCCAGGGUGGACGUAUCGGGUUGCGCGACUAGAAGAAACGCUAGUGAUUCCACACGAGAACGAUGAGUUUCUCGGGUCGUUGGAGGACGAAAGGUCUAGCCCUCAGCUAGCAGCGAAAAACAUUUUGUAUUAG